Molecule: messenger RNA, 2799 nt
Organism: Arachis duranensis
Lineage: Eukaryota; Viridiplantae; Streptophyta; Magnoliopsida; Fabales; Fabaceae
Product: DEAD-box ATP-dependent RNA helicase 3, chloroplastic
Exons: 10
Coding region: 154-2442 (762 amino acids)
Molecular function (GO): RNA binding; helicase activity; ATP binding
Source: RefSeq, a predicted model, not a curated record
AGAGUAACUUAGAGGCUUAUAAGGUCAUCCAUUUCUCCACCGAGCUGCGUGAGAGAGUGACCUUAUCCUCUCCCCUCUCCUAAACUCUCCCUUUUCCCCUUCCUUCUUCAAGCCAAUUAUUAUUCUUACUCCUUUCCUCACAUAAACGCUCAAAUGGUUUCCGUUAUUGGCGUUUCUUCAAUAUACCAAACCCACGCUCUCGAACUCCACAAGAGGGCAACGUCCACAACAACAACAGCAGCUUCGGGUUCUUCCAACGCCGUUUCGCUCCCUUCGUUGUCGUUUGACAACAAGUCGCACUUCAACGCCGUUCUCAGAGCUCAUUAUCACCUUAACGACGGCAAUAGGCGCAGGCUCGGUUUUGUUCCUACUUCUAAUGCAGUUGUGACAGCUAAUGACUCUUCCGUACUCAGCGAAGAAGCCUUCAAGGGUUUUGGUUUUGACGGUGUUGGCGAUGAUGAUGAAAUUGGUUAUGAGUAUGAGAGUGACGGUGACGCUCAUUUUAUUGCUUCAAGAGAAGAUGAGCUCGAUAUUUCGAAGCUUGGCUUGCCUUCGAGGCUUGUCGACUCGCUCCAGAAACGUGGAAUCACUAGCCUUUUCCCAAUUCAGAGAGCUGUGUUAGUGCCUGCCUUAGAAGGUAGAGAUAUCAUUGCCCGGGCAAAGACUGGGACAGGGAAGACAUUGGCGUUUGGGAUUCCCAUUAUUAAAGGCCUCACUGAUGAUGAGCAAGGUUCCUUCAGGCGUUCGGGCUGUCUUCCUAAAGUAUUGGUCCUUGCACCUACUAGGGAGUUAGCAAAGCAGGUCGAGAAGGAGAUAAAAGAAUCUGCACCUUAUCUGAAUACAGUUUGUGUUUAUGGUGGUGUUUCUUAUGUAACACAGCAAAGUGCUCUUUCGCGUGGUGUUGAUGUAGUGGUUGGAACACCUGGUAGAAUAAUUGACCUAAUAAAUGGGAACAGCCUUAAAUUGAGUGAAGUUCAAUAUUUGGUUCUUGAUGAAGCUGAUCAAAUGCUUGCUGUUGGGUUUGAGGAGGAUGUGGAAGUAAUUUUGGAAAAGGUCCCAUCUGAGCGGCAGACAAUGCUUUUCUCUGCGACAAUGCCGGGUUGGGUGAAGAAAUUGUCAAGAAAAUAUCUGAACAAUCCGUUGACAAUUGAUUUGGUUGGUGAUGAAGAAGAAAAGCUUGCUAAUGGGAUCAAACUUUAUGCUAUGUCAGCCACUGCCACUUCAAAGCGGACAAUUCUUUCUGAUCUUAUAACUGUCUAUGCAAAGGGUGGAAAGACUAUUGUUUUCACACAGACAAAAAGGGAUGCCGAUGAAGUAUCACUGUCAUUAACAAAUAGUAUAGCUUCUGAAGCUCUGCAUGGUGAUAUAUCUCAGCAUCAAAGAGAAAGAACAUUGAAUGGCUUUCGGCAAGGGAAGUUCACUGUUCUUGUUGCCACGGAUGUUGCAGCCCGUGGACUUGAUAUUCCCAAUGUUGAUUUGGUUAUCCAUUACGAACUUCCUAAUGACCCUGAGACUUUUGUGCAUCGCUCUGGUCGUACUGGGCGUGCUGGAAAAGAAGGUACUGCCAUUCUGAUGUACACCAGUAGCCAGAGGAGAACAGUUAGAUCCCUUGAGCGUGAUGUUGGCUGCAAAUUUGAAUUUGUUAGUCCACCAGCUAUCGGAGAGAUUUUGGAGGCAUCUGCUGCACAAGUUGUUGCUACGCUUGAGAGAGUUCAUCCAGAGUCUGUUGAGUUCUUCACUGCAACUGCACAAAAAUUGGUUGAAAAACAAGGGGUUAGUGCCCUUGCGGCUGCACUAGCCCAGCUCAGUGGAUUCUGUAGACCUCCAUCAUCCCGUUCAUUAAUCAACCAUGAGCAGGGAUGGGUUACAUUGCAACUCGCUCGAGAUGGAGAUAAUUCUAGAAGAUUUCUUUCUGCAAGAUCGGUCACUGGGUUUCUUUCUGAUGUGUAUUCUCCUGCUGCUGAAGAAGUCGGAAAAAUACAUGUAAUUGCAGAUGACCGGAUUCAAGGAGCUGUUUUUGAUCUUCCAGAGGACAUUGCUAAAGAGUUACUCAACAAGGAUUUGCCACCUGGAAACACUAUUUCCAGGAUCACCAAGUUACCUGCUUUGCAAGAUGAUGGACCUGCAAAUGAUUACUACGGGAAGUUUUCCGACAGAGAACGAAGUAACCGAAGAGGUUCAAGGGAUCAGAAAAGUUUUAAAACCUCACGAGGAUAUGGGGGAAACCGAGGCUCUAACGAUGAUUUUGGUAGUUCAUACGGGAGAGGGAGUAAAAGUUUUAAAUCUGGCAACAGCCGGUCUCGAAUGGGAAAAAGCAGUGAUGACUGGCUGAUUGGAGGUAGACAAUCAAGCAGGGGUGGUAGCUACGGAGGGGCCUGUUUUAAUUGUGGAGAAUCGGGGCAUCGCGCAUCAGAUUGUCCCAAUAAGCGAAGCUUCUUUUAGCUAAUGUAUUGGCAAUUUUGGCGCCACCUCGGCAAAGGCUUGAUCUACUGCUGCCACUGGUGAUGGCCUAUUGGGUUCUAGAAAUUUAAAGAUGCUUGCUCAAAAGGAUUACAGAAUCAAAGACACUUUGCAUCUGUCGUGGGGCAAUCUCCACAGAGGCCUUAGCCUUGGGUCUUCGAUGUAUUUGGUUAGCUCAUUCAAGAUGUAUUUAAUGAUGUAAAAUUUAUUUGUAAUUUGUACUGCGGUUGUGUUCAUUUUUGGCAAGAACAGUAACUAUGUGGUCCUGUUUUGUCCGUUUAACCGCUUAAUAGUAUGGCGUUAUGCAGAAUGUUUAACUGAUCAUGAUAUUGUUGCUUA